UUUCAGCUGACCGACCAAUCAUUGAGAGGAGGCGGGCCUGCGCGCCCUGCUGCAGAUUUUGAAUCGCUGCCAGCAGCGUGAGCGAGUUUCCUCAACAUCUCCUGGCACCAGGCUUCCAAUCCAACAUAUAUCAGCAGUCUGAAUAUGAUUUAAAUCGUGUCACGUUUUUGUAGGUUCACCGUGUCUCAACAGUGUACUGUAACCCACCCGCAGCUCUGACCAUGGUUUUCAUCAGGAUUCAGAAGAUGCAGAUUCAAGAGAAGCAAGAUUACAGAUGAGGCAGCAGGUGUGGGAGAGAUCUGACGAGGUGUGUGGGCCCGUAGCGUGACAGGGAGCGGGACAUGAGGACCAUUCUUCCUGUGUGUGGAGGCGGCGAUGGAGGGGAGUCCCGCGGCCUCCGCAGCAGGGUGGGCAGGAUGAAGAAGCUUCUUUGGCUCAGGCCGAGUCACUGCGUGGACGUCCACAUGGACACGGAGCCCGGUGUGUGGCUCACGAGCUUCCAGUUGUUGGACACUGAUGGACAAUAUGAGGACCCGGUGCAGGAGUGGGGGGAGGAGGAGGAGGACGGGGCCGUGUUUGGCAUCACGCUGCGCAGGGAGCCCGUCCUGCCGGGCGCAGACACGGCAGAGCUCCCUACGGCCUUCAGCUUCGUCCAGUACCACACAGUGAAGGUGCGCAGGCUGAAGGCCGCCACCCUGGAGCGUCUGGUCACCCACCUGCUGGACCCUGAGCACCAGGAGCCCAACUUCAUCCGCGUCUUCCUCUCCACCUACAGGGCCUUCACCUCCACCAGCACCCUCAUCAAGCUGCUGUUUCAGAGAGACGACUCAACCACCAACCUGGAUAACACCGUCUGCCCACGCAGUACCUUACCCCCGGUGAUCCGGCUGUGGCUGGAGGAGUACAGUGAAGACUUCAAUGAGCCCCCUCAGUACCAGGCCCUCCGGCUGUUGUGUGUCCACUUGCGGCAUCGCCUCUGCUUCAGACGCUUGGCUCAGACUGCCGAGACCCUCCUCAAGAGGCUCCAGGAACCAGAUUGCAGCCAGUCUGCAUCAGAGCACAACAGUGAAUCACUGCAGCAGGAGGACAGAGAUCAAGAGGAUGGCGGAGAGACGUCCACUAAGGAGGAAGACAAAUACAACUUUAUGGACUUCCCUGUGAGAGAAGUGGCGGAGCAGCUGACCCGAUUGGACGCUGAACUGUUUGUCAGAGCGGUGCCCUUCCACUGCCUGGGCUGCGUCUGGUCCCAGCGUGACAAGAAGGAAAACCGAAACCUGGCGCCCACCGUCCGUGCCACCAUCUCCCAGUUCAACGCCGUUACCAACCGUGUCAUCACCUCCCUCCUCUGCCCGCCCUCUCCAAGUCCUUCCACUUCCUCUCCCAUCUCAUCACCCAGCUCCUCCUCUAACUUCCUGUACCCCUCCACUGCCCCGAGCUCACCUCGCUGCGCACACACCAGCCCCGCCCACAGAGCACGCAUCAUCGAGAGGUGGAUCGCUAUUGCUCAGGAGUGCAGACUGCUGAAGAAUUUCUCCUCUUUGAGGGCCAUUCUUUCAGCCCUGCAGUCUAACGCUGUGUAUCGUCUCAAGAAAACCUGGGCUGCUGUCAGCAGGGAAAGCAUGGCCACCUUUGACAACUUGUGUGAAUCUUUCCCUGAUGAGAACUGUGUGCUAACCAGCAGAGAGAUCCUGGUGGAGGAUGGGAGUCACCCAGAUGGCAGUGCCACCCCGGGCUCCAAAUCACCCCGGCUCUGCUCAGCGUCCAGACAGAUGAACUUCAGCAGUGGUGUGGUGCCAUACCUCGGCACUUACCUGACUGUCCUCACCAUGCUGGAUACAGCACUGACUGACACUGUGGAGGGCGGACUCAUCAACUUUGAGAAGCGCAGACGGGAGUUUGAGAUUCUGUCUCAGAUUCGGCAGCUUCAGGCUUCCUGUUCCCACUACAGCCUUCCAGUCAACUCUCAUAUCACCACCUGGCUGCAGGCACAUACGCUGCUCACAGACCAGGAGAGCUAUGAGCUGUCUCGUGACCUGGAGCCUCCAGUUGACCCCUGUCCCAGCUCUCCCAACUUAUGGAGCAGUCGUCUGCUCACUAAGAAACUCGCCUCGUUGCGAACAGUUAGUGACAGCUCCCUUAGGAAGACCCACGCUGACCAGAUCAGUGUGUCGUCUUCUGGCUCCAGUAGUUCAGACAUGGAGGACCUCGCCACCCCUCAGCCCUCCCCCCUCAGACUCAAACUCAAGUCUCUCUCAGGCUCUCUCCACAAUGUUGCAGAGGAUUUUUCCUCCAGCUCCAUUUCCCCCUCCUCUCCCAGUCUUUCCAGCUCUUCCUGCAGCUCCUCACAUCCCGACCUCAGCUCCUCUUCUCCCGCUCUGAACCCAGAGUCGUCAUCGUCCGGCUGCUCUCCUCAGGCCGUGCUGCCCGUCUACAACAAACAGGUUGCUGACACGUGUAUCAUCAGGGUCAGUGUGGAGUGUGUCAGCAAUGGAAAUGUCUACAAGAGCAUACUGCUGACCAGUCAGGACCACACACCUCAGGUGAUUCAGAGGGCUCUUGAAAAACACCACAUGGAGGAUGUCAGCUGCCAGGAUUUCAGCCUCUGCCAGAUGCUCAACAAUGGAAAAGAGCUCCAGAUCCCAGACAAAGCCAACGUAUUUUAUGCCAUGAGCACCUCCGCCAACUAUGACUUUGUGCUGCGUCAGCGCUGGAGGAGCCACGGGAGACAUCUGGGCUCCUCUUCCAGUCCUGGAGCUCAACCCAAGAGCCGCCACACCAAGUGAAAAGCAUCUGUCCUGGCUGAAUGUUAGGAGUACAUCUAGAAGACAAGAGGAGCUGCUCAUCUGCAAUGACAGCCCAACAACACAUCUGUGGCUGUUUGUAUCUGCUCAUCACCAUGAGGCUGUCACUGUGCAGCAGGUAGGAGCCGCUCUGCCAUAGAGACUCCCGAGAAACCAGAGCUUUGACUGACAAAUAACCUUGAGGAGCUCUCAUCAAGAAGUAGUCUUCACCGGGAGCAACACUGAAAUGUGUUAUACCAAGAAUUAUUCUGGACUGUUUAAACAAGAGAAACAUGUCCAAGUAUUCAGAAGAGAGACACCAAGAAGAAAUCAGGAUUUUGUAUUCUCAUAUUGUUCUCUAUCAACUUAAACAUCAUCAACAUCUUUUGGAUAAAUGAACCACAAUUUUUUUCCAAAGAUUUACACACUUGUAUUAUUGCACAUUACAUUGUGGAUUAUUGCACAACAUAAACUGCACAGCACUUCAGGUUUCACUGCAGCUACAUAGAAACAUCAGGAGCAGCUGGUCUGGAGAAAUGGUCAUUGUCAUGAUUCUACAGGAGAAAAUGUGGCUGCAGAAUCAGGCUGGCAGACUCGGCUGCAAUUUCUUGUCUCAGACUGGUACAGCAGACGUGGGACUUUUGCUUCAGCCUAUGUGGCUGAAUGACUAACUGACUUUUUUUAACUACGCAAAGCUAGUGACUAAGUAGGGAUGCUCACUGUUAGUUGACGAGUAAGCAUUCCCAAACAGAUCUGGGUCAAAUGUGAACUCUGUCUGAUUUCAGUCAUGCCGAGCUCAUUGAAGAAGAAUGAGACUGUUUGGACUCUGACACUGAGAUUUUAUUUGUCGGGAGAGUCAGUAAUAAGUAUUCAGUCAUCUUCUAGUUGAGGAUUUAAAUGUUUUAAUGUAACUUAAUGUAAUUUUAUCAACUUAAAUUAUUUAAUGCAUUUCAGUAUUCAGCUUUUCGGGCAAAAGUGGCAUGAUGAAAAUGUGUUUGUUUCUGUUUGUUUUUUUGGGGGUUCAUUUUGGAUCCUCUCUUCACUCUUUAUUGCUACACUGUUUUCAGACAUACUUAAAUUGCUUUGGUAUCUAAUAAGCUCAACUUAAGUUUGCAUUAUUUUCAAUGAAGAAAGCUGACUUUUUACAGUCUGCUGUUAUUGAAUGAAGGACACUUUGUAUGUGAGUAUAAUGUGCACGUUACAAAUGUUUAUGCUCAGUGGUCUCGCCUGGACUGUGGCAUUUAUAUCAGGGUUGAAAGAGCAGUUGAAUAGCUGAUAUAGAGGUGUCUCUGUUGUGUUUUCCUCACUGAUGAUGAAGGUUGUGAUUCAGGUGAGGCAGUUCAGCACGGUCUGUUAUCCAGUGCAAUUAAAGCACAACAGGCCUUCUACAGUGAGUGGAAUAUGUAGCUCACUCCACCUUUGUGAUGCUGUGAAUGAGAUUAAUCUAAAGAACGGUUCGUGUAUGUGAAAAUGAAGUGUCCCAGUAUGUGAAUUUAAUUUAGCAUUUGAGCUCAUCUCAGUGGUACGAAAUCCCCCACAAAACUCUAAAGGCAGCUUUCUGCAGGUAUUAAAAGUGAAAACUGGUUUGAAGUUAAAGUUUUCAGUCAUUGGAUGAUGCACACGGAGUGGGUUCACACCCUGUUUAUAAUGAAUUUUUUUUUUAAAAACACUGGUGUAGUUUUGUGCAGGAUUUUGCAUCUCUGGGUGUAGCUUUAAUGCUGCUGUGGUUUGAUAAAAGUCAGGUGAGAGGUUGGUAACAAACGUCUGGCAGCUGCAAUAUACAAUUCGAAGGAGCAUGACUUCUGCUGUGUCUGUUUUUCUGUCGACUGUAUUAUUAGAGGCUUUCGUGUUCAUUCUCUCCUUCAUUAUGUGUUUGACAUGUGUCAACAUGCAAGCCUACAUGUCUUUGUUCUAUUUUAUUUCAACAGAUUCUUUAUUUUUUAAAGUUUAAUCUAAGCACAUGUUAUUUAUAAUUAGUAUUAAAUGUCCACUAAUAAAACCAGUUUACUAUUAA
Molecule: messenger RNA, 4794 nt
Organism: Siniperca chuatsi (mandarin fish)
Lineage: Eukaryota; Metazoa; Chordata; Actinopteri; Centrarchiformes; Sinipercidae
Gene: rgl3a
Product: ral guanine nucleotide dissociation stimulator-like 3a
Exons: 19
Coding region: 342-2783 (813 amino acids)
Biological process (GO): Ras protein signal transduction; positive regulation of GTPase activity
Cellular component (GO): plasma membrane
Molecular function (GO): guanyl-nucleotide exchange factor activity
Source: RefSeq, a predicted model, not a curated record